Messenger RNA from Trichoplax adhaerens, 1569 nucleotides. RefSeq lists its product as uncharacterized. The transcript has 14 exons. The record is from RefSeq and is a predicted model, not a curated record. NCBI's taxonomy places the organism in Eukaryota, Metazoa, Placozoa, Uniplacotomia, Trichoplacea, Trichoplacidae. Gene Ontology annotation, biological process: regulation of signal transduction. Gene Ontology annotation, cellular component: endoplasmic reticulum membrane. The coding region runs from base 1 to 1569 and encodes 522 amino acids.
AUGAGUUGGACAAAGACAUUGACAGCCUUCCUUACAGCUGUCGUGAUUGUAAUGUCUUGUAUGACUCCAUGUGAUGGCUCAUAUGCUUUUCAAGCUUUUCGAAUGCAGCAAUAUCAAUUGCAUGGAGUAUCUUAUGGCUGUAAAAGUGCUCUUGUCAAUAUGGAAGUACGUUUAGCAAAUUCCGAUUUAAUUCUGCGCCGAUGCAUUUUUAUACGUAUAGCCGAUUUGACUAUUGAUAAAUUUCAAGCCCUAAUCAAUAAUGGGGCUGGAGCGAUAGUUGUACUAUUACCGUCCGAAUUCUACACCUCACCCAUGGAAAAUAGAAAGGACUGGCUGGAAUUAGAGCACCAAAUUAUGGAAGAAGAAGUGCCCGUACCAGUGUAUUUCACCGUUGAAGAUGCAAACUUAACAUCGAUAUAUACAGAAAUACAACAGUCUGCAGAUGCCACUUCUGGAUCGACAGCAAUAGCAGCCAUUCUUGAUUCCGUUGCAAGCUUUGGUUACCAAAUCUACAGUGAUGGUAAAGAAUCUAAACCAGACAGCGAUGCAAAAUUAGUCAAUUUUUACGGCAAGCUGAUAGGAUUUGGUAUAGAAGAACAACUUCCUACUAUAGCAUUUGUAACACACUACGAUUCUUUUGGAAUCGCACCUGGACUGGCGUACGGUUAUGAUACUAACGGUAGUGGUGUUGUUGCUCUUUUAGAACUUGCUCGAUUAUUUUCAAGGUUUUAUUUGCUUCGAUCAAUGAUAGUAUACAACUUACUCUUUGUCCUCACGGCGGGUGGAAAUUUCAAUUAUCACGGAACAAAAAAGUGGAUUGAAGAAGAAUUAGAUUCUGCAGAUUCCAACCUAUUGACCGACGUUGACUACGUUGUAUGUAUCGAUUCCAUUGGUCGUUCAGAAAAUUUACAUCUCCAUGUAUCGAAACCACCUAAGGAAGAUACUGCUGGUUAUGCUCUUGUAAAGGAAUUCAAACAAACUGCUGAAAUGCUUGGUAUCAACUUCACGAUGAUACAUAAGAAGAUUAACUUAGGAGAGGAUUUGCUUUCCUGGGAGCAUGAAAGAUUUUCACUCAGACGUCUGCCUGCCGGAACAAUCUCACACUUUAAUCAUCACGUAGAUAAAGGACGGCGAACUAUCUCGGAUACUAGAUUCGAAGCCAAUGUUGAUAUCAUUGAGAAAAAUGUAAAAUUUAUUGGAGAAUCUGUUGCACGCUAUAUAUUUAACCUUUCAUCUCAGUCAUUACAUCGUGAUUUCAUCGAAACCUGGAUGCAUCAACUUACAAAGCAGCCCAGAGGAGCGCAAUUAUUCGGAAAAGAUCAUAAUUUAUUGAAUGCUUUUGAACAGGUCAUGACAGCCCACCUAAAAGAUGUGAAAAAAAUUAUCAUGCGCCCUGAUAAAAAGGACCCGGAAUUCAUAUUUUAUGAUUCUUCACUAAUGCAGUUACAUGCAUACAGGGUCAAGCCAGCUUUAUUUGAUCUCUUCCUAGCUGUUGGAAUUGCCGCAUAUGUUGGGAUUGUAUAUCUCAUCGUUCAGGUGAUACUAAUUACCAAAUACAUCACUCCCUAA